Messenger RNA from Ziziphus jujuba (common jujube), 516 nucleotides. RefSeq names its product agamous-like MADS-box protein AGL62. Gene Ontology annotation, molecular function: DNA-binding transcription factor activity, RNA polymerase II-specific; RNA polymerase II cis-regulatory region sequence-specific DNA binding. NCBI's taxonomy places the organism in Eukaryota, Viridiplantae, Streptophyta, Magnoliopsida, Rosales, Rhamnaceae. The record is from RefSeq and is a predicted model, not a curated record. The transcript has a single exon. Gene Ontology annotation, biological process: regulation of transcription by RNA polymerase II. Bases 1 to 516 code for a protein of 171 amino acids.
AUGAUAGUCUUCUCACCAGCAAAGAAACCGUUCUCUUUCGGCCAUCCAAAUGUCCAAUCCGUCCUCAACUGCUUUCUCAGUCGAAAUUCUAAUUGCCUGAACCCUAGCUCUAACCAUCUUGUCGUCGAGUCUCGCCGGAAUGCGAAUGCUCACGAACUAAACGUGGAGCUAAGCCAGCUAAUGAAUCAGUUGGAAAGCGAAAGUAAGCGAGGAGAUGCGCUAGAGAAAAUGAGGAAAGUGGGACGGAAGCAGUGCUGGUGGGAAAACCCCAUUGAAGAGCUUGGUUUGCAGGAGAUGGAGCAGUUGAAAGCAUCAAUGGAGGAGCUGAAGAAAAAUGUGACUAGACAAGCUUACCAGCUGAUGAAUGAGAUUAAUUCUGUCACUAAUACUGACUGUUCUGAGUAUUUUGUGAUGAAUAAUGGGGUUAGACAGAGUGUUGAUAUUUUUGAGAGAAAAUCUACUGUGAUUAUUAGUUCUUCGUCCACAAAUAUUCCAAAUGUUUUUAGCUUUAAAUAA